AAUCUAUGGCGGAAAUGGAUGGUUCAUUUGAUGUUAUAGAAGAGUUGACGAAUAUGAGAAGGGCGAUCCAAAUUUCGUGCCCUAAUAAGGCUGGGCCCAAUAUGAAAGGGCUCCACAGGGGACAGUUUUGGAAGUUUAUUCCAAAAAGUUAUCUGCAGGUUUGGUCAUCGAGAUCAACCUCGGGACUGUAGAUUCAUGGCGGACCGCCGGAAAUGGCGACGUCGCCGGAAAGACAAGCGUAGGGGAAGUGAAUGAGCGAGGAACUGCAUUUCCUUUCUAUUUUAUUAUAUUUUGAAGGCCGCAUCGUUUUCACUCCUUGUUUCAUCAUCUGCUCACUAUUUCAGACCUUCCUCUGCUCAUUUUCAACUGUUCUUACGCUUACACUCAGUCCAUUUUACUCUUAUGAUUGGUCAGCAGAGUAUGAGCUCUUCAUCAGCUCAGCUCUAUGCAUCAAGGAUGGGCAUCUAUGAGCCAUUUCACCAGAUCAACUCAUGGGGUAAUGCCUUCGGUACUCGACUCGAUACCAGCAUAUCGCCUAUUAUAAAAGUGGACGACUGUGUAGACAAUAAACCUGAGUUCGUUCCUUUCGAAUCGAUGGAUCAUCACGAGAGCAGUCAAGAAACGAACAAGCCAAUCGAUGAUAAGGUACAACGUCGUUUAACACAAAAUCGAGAAGCAGCUCGUAAAAGCCGUAUGAGGAAAAAGGUUUAUGUACAGCAGUUAGAAACUAGCCGUUUGAAGCUGGCACAGUUGGAGCAGGAGCUAGAAAGAACCAAACAGAAGGGUGUAUACACAGCAAGCUGCUUAGCAGAUACCAGCCACUUGGGAUUCAGCAGAUUGGUAAACCCAGGGAUUGCUGCAUUUGAGAUAGAAUACAAUCACUGGGUUGAAAAGCAAGAGAGACAGAUCACUGAACUCAGAAAGGCAUUGCAGCAAGUUCAUAUAAUAACUGAUACAGAACUCCAAAUUUUAGUGGAAAGCGGCUUAAACCAUUACCAUAAUCUGUUUUGCAUGAAAGCCAAUGCUGCAAAGGCUGAUGUUUUCUAUUUAAUGUCUGGUGUAUGGAGAUCAUCAGCAGAGCGUUUUUUCCUGUGGAUUGGAGGAUUUCGGCCAUCGGAGCUGCUAAACUGGGAACAGGUGCUGACGCCAUACUUUGAGGCAUUAAAUGAACAACAACAGAGCGCUAUUCACAAUUUGCAGCAGUCGUCUCGGCAAGCUGAAGACGCGCUCUCACAGGGAAUGGAAAAACUGCACCAGAAUCUAUCCCUCAGCAUUGCCAGCGAUCCUAUAGGAAGCUAUAUUUCUGAGAUGGGUGAUGGAAUGGAGAAAGCAGAAGCAUUGGAGAGCUUGGUAAGGCAGCCGAGUGUGUGCUACUCUUUUCUGGAACAGGCAGACCAUCUGAGGCAACAAACUUUGAAGAGAAUGUCCCACAUCCUAAGUACGAAACAAGCGGCGCAAGGGUUGGUCGCUUUAGGCGAGUACUUCCACCGUCUCCGUAUUCUGAGCUCCCUCUGGGCCACUCGACCUCGUGAACCUGCGUAGGCAUGGGCAUGGGCAUGGAAGGGUGAGACAUGUUAUGUUCCAGUGACCCAGCAUAUAAGUGAGAUUAUAUACUAUACUUGUGCCUCUUCUUUAUGUAGAAAAGGGAUACAAAUCCUGAUAAUAUAAGUUCCAGUGCUACCCACAUUUUAGUAAGCCACUUUUCUGGUUUUCGGAAUGUAAAUAUGUUAUAACAACUUUGUUCAUUAAUUUUAUCUAUUUUUCUCUA
Molecule: messenger RNA, 1768 nt
Organism: Cucurbita moschata (crookneck pumpkin)
Lineage: Eukaryota; Viridiplantae; Streptophyta; Magnoliopsida; Cucurbitales; Cucurbitaceae
Product: transcription factor TGA7-like
Exons: 10
Coding region: 403-1542 (379 amino acids)
Biological process (GO): DNA-templated transcription; regulation of DNA-templated transcription
Molecular function (GO): sequence-specific DNA binding; DNA-binding transcription factor activity
Source: RefSeq, a predicted model, not a curated record